This is a messenger RNA of Acaromyces ingoldii, 1746 nucleotides long. Its product is annotated as WD40 repeat-like protein. NCBI's taxonomy places the organism in Eukaryota, Fungi, Basidiomycota, Exobasidiomycetes, Exobasidiales, Cryptobasidiaceae. Bases 1 to 1746 code for a protein of 581 amino acids. Gene Ontology annotation, molecular function: protein binding. The transcript is spliced from 3 exons. The record is from RefSeq and is a predicted model, not a curated record.
AUGGCGCUGGCCGCCAUCGCUCGCUUCCUGCACGAGGAAGGGUACACGACGGCGCUCGAGGCAUUCACGCGAGAGGCGCAGCAGGUCGCCGGGUGGACGUGGCCGUCAGCAUCGCCGGCCAGCAUCGACCUGCGCAAUCUCGUCGAGGCACACAUUGCGCAGCGCAAGCAGAAUGCACUGGCGGAGGAGAAGAAGCGGCAUGGGAGAGGCCAGCUCAGCGCCGCACCGCUCCCGUCGCCCACCGAGCUCGUCCUGCCCGGCCCGGCCACGCUGCCGUACUCGCUCGUCAAGACGCAUGCCAGCUUGCACGCGUCCAACAUUCUCUCCCUCAGCGUGGUCACGCUGCCUACACGCUCCUUUUCGACCACGCAGGCAGAGUACGUGACGCAAAGCCGCAAGCUGCUCUGCUCGACGGCAGCAGACAAGACAGUCGUCUUUUCGGAGCCCGAGUCCGGCGAGAUGGUCGAGGUGCUCGAGCCGGCACCGUCCGCUGCUGCUGCUGCUGCUGCACCUGGCGCGGAUGGUGGUGGAAAUGCAGCAGCUGGCCACAGUGCUGCCGUGCUCUGCACCGCACAACACCCCAUAGAACAGAGAGAGCUCGUCAGCUGCGGCAUGGACGCCAAAGUCAUCAUCUGGGAUCUCCUGCACCGCAGAACCGUCCAGACGCUCAGCCAUCACACCAAGUUUGUCGUGCGGUGCGCCUACUCGCCCAAGGGACAAUACCUGGCCACGUGCAGCUACGACAAGACCGUCAGAGUGUACCGGAGAGCGAUGGCACAGAGGCAGGCCGAGGACGAGGACACGGUCGAGGUCCCUCUGAUCGAGCCGCGAUACGAGCUGGUGCACACGGUCGAGACGAGAAACAACCCCGAGGCACUCGUCUUUGUCAGGGCUCCCCUUGCUCCGGCUGUGGACGAUGUCGGCGUCAGGAGCAAAGAUCGCGUCCUCGGUGAGCGGGGUGAAUCAGCGCCUUCAUCCGACAAUGCCUCUCCCUCGCUGCUCGAAGUACCACGUCAGAGGACUUGGCUUGUAUACACGAUGAGGAGCGACUCCUUCGUCCACUACCUCGCCCUGCCCCUCGAUGCCGACGCCGACACCGAUGAGGCCCAGGCGAGGGCAAACGACGUAGAAACGAGGGUAGACGAGACGGGCAAGAGGCUGGCACACAUGUCCGUCGCCUCCCCUUUCACGGUGACGCCGGCCUGGGAGGUGGUGAGCUUCAACACGAACCUCACGGCCGAAGAUCUGCACGUGAGCUACUCGCUCCUCUUUCUCACCUUGCACCCGCUCGGCACGCACAUUGGCAUACAGACGGGCGACCACAGCAUCCCCACGACGGGCUAUGCCCCCGCCUCGUCCUCUCUCUCGAGGAUCCUGCUCCUCCCGGUGCUCUCGUCGAAGAGAACCGCGACGCUAUGGACGGGCGUCGCAUCGAGUGGCUUUGCAACCAACCGCCACGCGUGGCUCAAGGACGGAACGGGUGCCUGGCUCACGGGCGAGGAUGGCCUGCUGAGGCUAGUCGACAUGGCAGGAAAGGUCCGAGCAUGUAUCCCCGCCCACGGAGCAGCCGCCGAGGCGCACCAACGCGCCACGCUGGGCACGCUACUAACGACGAGCUGGAGCAGGGGCGGCAACACCAUCAUCAAGGACGUCGUCGUGCUCGAUGAGCACGGCGACCGGAUAGCCAGCUGUGGAUUCGAUCGAUGUAUCCGUGUAGUCGAGAAAAUUCCCGAAGGGCUUUCAUGA